GACAAUCAAUCAGUCAAUGAAACCUAUUUUUGCUGCAAAUAAACGUCAAUUUCUUCUAUGAGUAAUGUAAUGACACUUUGAGUCACUUUGUUUUGUACAAUUUAUUUAUUGAUUGUGAGAGUAAAUUAUUAUUUUAGGAUUGAUAUACAUAGGAUUUAAGUAACUAUAUAUAUUUGCUGCAAAGCCCAGACAAGACAUUGGAACCCAAACAUGGCCAUGGAUAUUUCACCAGCUACUUCAAGGCCUAAUGUGGAGACAUGUAAUAGUCCACUGGGGCAUGUGUCAGCAGUAUACAAAUGUAAAACAAGUGAAGCAACUAACCUGUGUGUCUAUGACGCCUUAAGCAAACUAAAUGAUAAUGGCGAAUUUGAUAUUGGAGGCACUUACACGGACUCUCCAAGCCAACCUGAGUUCUGGUUCUUCUACACCACAUCUGUAUGCCAUGGAGGCAAUCAUUUACUCAAUUUAUUUGUGUGCCAUAGAAAAACUGGCUCAUUUGCCAUAGAUAUCUCCAACUCAAAUGAACUGACACAAAAAGUAGGAGAUGAUGUUCCCCAUUUACUGAUACCAGACACGAUGGCCAACUACACAUUCAAGUCAACGAAACCGAAUCAAAACUUUUUCAUAAAAACCUUCUGUUUCAAACGAUUAGAACGCUUUAACCAGUCCUGCACUUUAUUUAUACCGAUAAAAAUAACUGUCAACCCAAAGUUUGUGCUGAAUGUAAAUGUUGUGAAAUCUAUAAAACUCCAACAUGAUUUGAGUGGACUUCUGACAAAGCAAGAAACCACAGAUUUUGUACUGGAAUCAGCCUCUCACAAAAAGUUCCCAACGCACAAGAUACUGCUGGCCGCACACAGCCCAGUACUGAGGAAUAUGCUCAAGAAUUCUGAUGUUUCUUCCAUGUUUAUUGAUAUUACAGAUAAUGACAUGGAAUUACUUUUACAAUUCAUAUACACAGGCACAAUAAAAGAUGUGAUGAAGCAAGACUGUUUGAAGCUGUUAGAGAUAGCAGACAAAUUUCAGCUAACCCAGCUGUUCACAUUAACUCAGCAUGUGAUCGGAGAUCAGAUCAAUGUGAACAAUGCGGUAGAAAUGGCAGUGAUUGCCAAGAAGUAUAAAUUGGAAGAUUUACAGAAAAAAGUAUUUUCUUAUAUCGCAAACAAUCCCAAAGUAUUGGAGACUGAUGCGUGGAAUGAUCUCACUGAUGUUGAACUGACAAAGUAUCUGUUCCGGUACACUCGAUCGAUGAUGGAAUAAAUGUAUCAGGAUAGACACCAAAGCAUCCUAGAACAAGUACAAUUUUGUGGUAUUUUUCUAUAUGUGUAUAUAAAUAUUUUAAAUUA
Molecule: messenger RNA, 1346 nt
Organism: Helicoverpa zea (corn earworm)
Lineage: Eukaryota; Metazoa; Arthropoda; Insecta; Lepidoptera; Noctuidae
Exons: 3
Coding region: 211-1260 (349 amino acids)
Biological process (GO): proteasome-mediated ubiquitin-dependent protein catabolic process; regulation of proteolysis
Cellular component (GO): cytoplasm; nucleus
Molecular function (GO): ubiquitin protein ligase binding
Source: RefSeq, a predicted model, not a curated record